Molecule: messenger RNA, 792 nt
Organism: Rotaria sp. Silwood2
Lineage: Eukaryota; Metazoa; Rotifera; Eurotatoria; Philodinida; Philodinidae
Source: the annotation of a GenBank genome assembly
AUGGAUUUAAAUAAUCAUUUUGAAGAUUUAUCAAAUGAAAUAUUCUUUGAAAUAUUUGAUAUUUUUACUGGUUUUACUUUAUUAAACAGACGAAUAUCAUAUAUUUUACAAUCAAUUCCACUUUAUAUUAUUAUUUCAAAAGAACAUUGUCGUCGUCAAAUUAAUUUUCUUUCUUUUCAUCUUACUUUUCAUCAACAUCAAGUUAUUUCAAUAAAAGUUUUCGAUACCAUUGAUGAUGAUUCAUCUAUUAUUAGUUUAUUAUUUAAUCGACAUAAUUUUAUUAAUCUUAAAUUAUGUGAAUUUCUAUCAAUUAAUGCAAAGACCAAACUUGAUAAUGUUAUUAAACAAAUAAAAAGUCUUAAUACACUUGUUAUAUUUCAAAUUUAUCAAGCAGAUUUUCAAGACUUCAAUGAUAUUAAAGAAUUGACUCGAACUAUAUUAACACAAAUCAUUUUCUCUUCGUUCAAAUACACUUCAAUAUCCUUAUCAUUAUUUAGACAUAUCAAUGUUACAAAUGAUCUCUCACCUAUGAAUGAAAAUGAUUUUCCUAUAUUAUCACAAUUAAUAUCUUUCAAAUUAACAAUUAUUGCUAUAUAUGAUAUUCAAUCAAUUUCUUAUAUAUUACGUUGCGUACCUAAUCUCAAGCAUUUUUAUUUUCAUUUUAUCACACAAUCAUCAUCAUGGUCGUUUAGCAAUCAAUAUGUUGAUGGACAUAUAUGGCAAAAUAUGUUCGAACUUUAUCUUCCAUGUUUAACUAAAUUUGAAUUUCAUAUGUCUAUUGCAAAAAGAUAA